Colletotrichum costaricense is the source of this 705-nucleotide messenger RNA. RefSeq lists its product as uncharacterized. The record is from RefSeq and is a predicted model, not a curated record. NCBI's taxonomy places the organism in Eukaryota, Fungi, Ascomycota, Sordariomycetes, Glomerellales, Glomerellaceae. The annotation marks the transcript as partial. The transcript is spliced from 4 exons.
UGCCUGUUCCCACGGGUCAUAGGACUGAGCGUAGCGAAAAAGGACAGAGUUGUGCUGCGCCUCAUCUUACUGUCUUACGAUUUAUCAGCUCAGCUCCUCUCGGAAACGGUCCAGCAUGGUAUCUGCUACGUUGUCAUCCCCGCGCUGUCACGACGAGAACAGAAGAACAGCGGAGACACCUGUGGAUGCCACUUUCACAAAUGGACUAGGAUGAUCAACGCGUCUGGCCAACUCGCCCCUCUUGCCGCAGCUGCACAUCACCCCUCCAGUCUCCGUCGGAUGCGUGUCGCUAUCAAAAACCCUGUCUACGAGAGUGGAUACCACAUAGGUACAGGAAGGUUCAUCGGGGAUCGGGAGAAGGUUUUUGGUGCUACCGCUCCCAGCACUCCUCUCGGUCCCGACGAUGAAAAUGCGUCAAAGAAAUCUUUGCAAGGCACUGCUAUUCUUGAAGACUAUAGGAAGUCAUGGGUCCUGGUCGACGUACCUGUCGAUCUCUCUCUAAACCUGUCCGAAGCCGAGCAGAAUUAUCCCUUGACAGCAGCACAUGGAAGAUCCAGGAUGAAUGAAGGGCAGUUCAUGUCCGGAUGCAGCGAUCGACAAGCGAGUGCUGCGUUGCGUGAGCUGUCUUGGGCCGUGUUGAGCCGCACGCGUAUGGUCCCGAGGAGGAAAUAUAUUGUCGGAAAGGGAGCCAUACGAGAAACAUGA